GAUCGACCCUUCCUCGUCACUGUUGCCGGUGACCUCAACAGUCUAGAAUGAUGAUGUACCCUUCCAGUCCGGAGGCUGCGACCCGCUUGCUUGCCUUCUUGAACGCAUCGCCCACGCCCUUCCAUGCUGUCCACAACGCUGCAGUUCGCCUGGAGAGCGCUGGUUUCCGAAAGCUUCGAGAGUUGGACAACUGGGACAAGGAAAUAAAGGCUGGCGGAAAGUACUACUUUGUUCGGAACCAGGCAGCUCUUGUCGCGUUUACUCUCCCUCCACAAUGGAAAUACGGAUCCGGCCUCAGUAUCAUUGCGACACACGUCGAUAGUCCCAAUCUGCGAGUCAGGCCAGUCUCAAAGAAAGCCAAGGCCGGGUUCCUGCAAGUAGGCGUCGAGACGUACGGCGGAGGAAUAUGGCACUCGUGGCUAGAUCGUGAUCUUUCUUUGGCUGGACGCGUUGUCGUGGCUGACUCUACUGGAAACUUCAACUCACGAUUGGUCAAGAUCGACAGGCCUCUUCUCCGAAUCCCAACCCUUGCUAUUCACCUGGACCGGAAUGUGAACGACAGUUUCAAGUUCAACCAGGAAACAGAAUUCGUUCCUAUUCUCGGCCUUAUCGCAAACAAGUUGAAUAAAUCCAAGGACUCUACGGACACGCCACACACCGAGAGCAAGGCUUCAAGCAUUCAGACCAACCAUCAUUCAGAACUACUGUCCGUCAUUGCCGGAGAGCUGUCUGUCGCCCCGGAAGAGAUCCAUGACUUUGAAUUGUCAUUGUACGACACACAACCAUCAGUGUUAGGAGGCCUGGACAACGAAUUCGUUUUCAGUCCCCGUCUGGAUAAUCUAUUCUCCUCAUUUUGCGCAGUAGACGCCAUGUGUGAGAGCGCCUCUGUUCAGAAUAUACCAGAUCUUGAUGGCAACGUAAACUGCAUCGCCCUGUUCAAUCAUGAAGAGAUAGGCAGUGUCUCAAUGUCUGGUGCUGAGUCCAACCUCAUACCCUCCCUCCUCAGUCGGCUCUCCCCCACACCAGGAGCGCUAGCUUACUCUAUCGCCAAGUCAUUCUUGAUUUCUUGUGACAUGGGUCAUGCUCUACAUCCCAAUUUUAUUUCGAAGCAUGAAGAAAAUCAUACCCCUUCUAUCAACGGAGGUGUCGUUAUCAAGACGAAUGCCAAACAACGCUACACCUCGGAUGCAGUGAGUUCGUUCGUCGUUAAGCAGCUUAUCGAGAAGAAAGGCGGUAAGGUUCAAGAAUAUGAAGUCAGGAAUGAUAUGUCUUGCGGAUCUACAGUAGGACCACAUCUGUCCACCAUUGGCAUGCGUACUGUCGACAUUGGCCUCGCUAUGUUAUCCAUGCACUCCAUCAGGGAGACUGCGGGGUCUCAUGACGUCCAGAAUGCCAUUGACCUGUUUACCUCAUUCUUUGAGGGCUUUGCCAAGCUGGACAAGAGUUUGACAGUGGAUUGACUUCCACACCGACAAUGUGGAAUUGGGAAAGACUGCUCACUUGGGGUUGGGCGAACAGGAAUAUCGUCAUCGAUCAAUUCAGGGUAAUUCAGGGCACUGCACAUACAGUAACAAUACAGA
Molecule: messenger RNA, 1580 nt
Organism: Desarmillaria tabescens
Lineage: Eukaryota; Fungi; Basidiomycota; Agaricomycetes; Agaricales; Physalacriaceae
Product: peptidase M18
Exons: 8
Coding region: 48-1460 (470 amino acids)
Biological process (GO): proteolysis
Cellular component (GO): fungal-type vacuole
Molecular function (GO): aminopeptidase activity; zinc ion binding
Source: RefSeq, a predicted model, not a curated record